GGUGCCACCCACCGCCGCCUCGCGGCGUUGUCAUAGCGACGGCGGCUGCGCGGGUGGCGGUUACGUGGCUUUUCUACCACAGCUGUGAUGGGUUCUGUGCUUUCCCUCUCCGUUAAUAACGCUGCCUCUAGGCAGAGGAGGAAGGCUGAGGAUGACGACGAUGACUUACUCGAUAGCCGAGACCGUGUGGAAGAUAUUGCCAAGUUUCCAUAUGUUGAAUUCACAGGUCAGGACAGCAUCACCUGUCCCACUUGCCAAGGCACGGGCUGUAUUCCCACAGAGCAGGUAAAUGAGUUGGUGGCUCUGAUACCCUACAGCGACCAACGGCUUCGUCCACAGAGAACGAAGCUCUAUGUCCUGCUUUCGGUGCUGCUCUGCCUGCUGAUAUCGGGGCUGGUGGUUUUCUUCCUGUUCCCACACUCCGUCCUGGUCGAUGAUGAUGGUAUUAAAGUGGUUCAGGUUUGGUUCGACAAGAAGAACUCUGUUGUCAUUCUUGCCAUCACGGCCACCUUACGGAUCAGAAAUUCCAACUUCUACUCGGUGACGGUGACCAGCCUGACUAGUCAAGUGCAGUACAUGAACACUGUGGUGGGAACCCAGCAGAACACCAACGUCUCCAGCAUCCAGCCGCUGAGCGACAAACUGGUGAAUUUCACUGUCAAGGCGGAGCUGGGUGGACCUUUCUCCUAUGUGUAUUUCUUUUGCACUUUUCCCAAGGUGAAGGUACAUAACAUAGUGAUCUUCAUGAGGUAGGUGGUUCUCUGCUGGGCUCCUGACUCAAAAGGGAAUUGCUGGCACAGCAAAUCUAGGGUACACGAAGAAAAAAAGAAAAAUCCCGCUUGGCAAGCACCCUGGCCUGGUUCACUGUGUCAGCUUUUAAUCCAGGGCGGUUGACACAGUUGGGUGAAAUGUAAGAGGGAGGAGAAGACACCAGAUCGCUCCGCGCCGAGCUUUCACGUGAGGCGUGUUGUACCCAGGGGUUGCGCUUGCCAGCUCUGUGUUUUCCCGCCCGCUGCAGCGAGCGAUCUUGAGCAAAAACCUGCGAGAAUCUGCCGCUUUUGAGGGGGGAGAGGAGUUACGUGAUGAGUGUAAAACCUGCUGGGUUUUUUAUUUUGAUAGAGCAAUUGCUGUCACUGGUCCUGUCCCUGCUAAACUGCUCUUUUCCUCCCUCCCAGGACAUCGGUGAAGCUCUCGUACAUCGGCCAUGUGACGCAGAGCGCUUUGGAAACGUACCACUACGUGGACUGCAGUACCAACUCCACGGCCCCCCAGGACCUUCUGCUGUCCCUCUCAACACGAGACGAAGCCAAAGCCAAGAGCAAACCCUGAGGACGCAGCCAAUGCUUUCCAUGGUCAGACAGUUGUGCGGAUGGAUUUCUAGAAGGGACCAGGAACUUUCAAACGGAAACAGAGGGAUCACAAGCGACUUUUGGAGCUAUUUGAGAGCUCUGGGUCCCUUUUCCGCUCUUCCAUGUGCAGCUGGGCUGCACUGCUGGCUUGGCCACGAAACCUGCUUGGGGUGUCGUUUGUGCGAGCACACGGGUCCCUUCCCAAAGUCAAGGUCCUGCUGGGCCUGCAUUCCUCUUUGGGUUUGAAGAACUAGUUUUUGGUAGGGGAACCGGACUCUCAGACAUCAUGCUUUGGGGUCUGAACAUCCCAAAGACUCAGAGUUGACUUUUGCGGCUGUUUUGAAGUUUAGCGUUGUGUCAGGUCCUUUCAGGGUGAACUAAUUAGUUCUGUGCAAUUAAUUUAUUCCACUUUUCAGCGGCAGCGUGUCACUGGCUUGUUUCAAAGCAGGGCUUGGAAAAAAAGGGAAUUUUUUUUGCGAGGAACGCACAGAUAAGGCUUCCGGCCCUGUAACUUGCGCUAGAAGGAGGCAAAGGGAUUGAAACCUCUGAAACAUGCUCUCUCCGUCGUGCAGAUUGUAUUUGCUGGUGGCUGAGGCCACCUACAGCAAAACGAUACCAAAACACCGUGGUCUUAACGAAGACGGCCUCAGUGAGUGCAGCGCUGCUGGGGACGCGCGAGGGCUCCGUGUGAAUUAGACCUUCCUCCUCCUCCUCCUCCACGCGCGGCUCCCUGGGGUUUGAAGCCAGGGAACUCGUAGCUCGGUGUUGCUUUGUACUCGUGCCUGCCGCAAACAAGUGCGGAUUUGAACUGAUUUUUGUGGGAGUUUGGCGUUUCAAAGACUCAUCUCCCAGGAGCGAAUAAAUAUGAGAGCUCAGCCCGCUGCAGUUCUUGCUGUGGACUUGCACUGUUUGCAGCGGGGUUUCUAGAACCGAAUUCUUCUUAUUAAAGCUGAGUUGUGUGUUA
This is a messenger RNA of Grus americana (Whooping crane), 2313 nucleotides long. RefSeq names its product transmembrane protein 106C (gene TMEM106C). Bases 88 to 753 code for a protein of 221 amino acids. The record is from RefSeq and is a predicted model, not a curated record. Lineage: Eukaryota; Metazoa; Chordata; Aves; Gruiformes; Gruidae. The transcript is spliced from 7 exons.